AUGCUCACUAUCGCACUCGCUCCCGUGUCGGUCGCGCAUUCGCCCGCACCGCGACGCGCGCGCGCUGUCCCGGUCGCGCGCGCAGCGUUAUCCACUGCGCCCGAGUCGGCGACGCCGAUCACCCCCGACGCCCGCACGCGCGUCGCCUCGAUCCCGUACAAAGACGGGAGCGUAGAUAAAGUCGUCGCCAUCAACGACGCGGCGAAACAGGCGAUCAAAGACGCCAAGGCGGAGCGAUUCGUGAGCAUCAUCGACCCGAAGAGCGAAAAGUUGCAAAAGCUGCUGAGCGUCGUCGACGCGGGAUGGGAUAAAAUUGGCGUCAAGAAUAAGAACGCCGGGCAUCACACGCUGUGGCCCGAAGCUUUCGAAGCUGGGAAGGCGCUGCUGGAGGAGGCGUUUCCGGAGGAGUGCUCACCCGAGCACGGAGGGGAGGUGUUGAACGGCGUCGCGUUUGUCAACGAGCCAAAGUAUUACGACCGAGCGAUUGAUUUUAUGCAACGACGAACAAAGGAGGAUUUCAUCAUGAGCAAGUAUAAUCCUCUCGGACGGCUGCAUCGUGAUCCGGAUGCGAUCGAUUAUAAGAGCCCGGGGUGGAUGACGAGCGGUAUGGAGAAGAGCGAGGAGUACAGUUAUCGUUAUUACAACGUGUGGUUGUUGAGGUCGCCGCGGGAUCCCACCGGGCAAGCGUGGGAUAAGCCCUUGGUCGUGCUGCUUCCGCGCGACGGUGGUGCUCGAGAGUGGACGUACGAUGUGCGCCGGCCGGAGGAUAACGUAGAAGACGAUGCGAAGAAGACGGCGGGGAGUCAGUUUAAGGAGACGAUGGACAAAAUCAAAGCCAACCCGAUGAGCGCGGCGCCAAUGGUGAUGCAAGCGUUUAGCACGAAGAAGAAGGAGGACAAAUUCGAGCAACAAGAUCCAAAUUAUAUGACUCGUGGUUCGCCCGAACUUCAGCCGAGCGACGAGCACGUGUGGAUCACGGCGCCGUACAUGAUAUUCGAUUCCUUCGACAUGUGGCACGGCGCCGGUCAGUGGAUGCCGGAGGAUAAGCGAGACCUUCGCAACGGUGCCGCCGACGCCGUCGCCGCGCGUAAAGAUGCCAUAAAGGGUCGUGUGAGCAUCGAGUUACGCUUCCGCGCUCGGUGCAAACCGGGAUCGCGCGAAGGCGUUCCGUUUAGUCCCGUGAGCUCAGCGUUUCGCGGCGGCGUCUUCACCCCGGAGUCCGUGCGUCCAUCCGACGGUGCGUACGACCUCAAAUCCGGUAGCGUGGUGUGA
Ostreococcus lucimarinus CCE9901 is the source of this 1272-nucleotide messenger RNA. RefSeq lists its product with no specific name. The coding region runs from base 1 to 1272 and encodes 423 amino acids. The record is from RefSeq and is a predicted model, not a curated record. The transcript has a single exon. NCBI's taxonomy places the organism in Eukaryota, Viridiplantae, Chlorophyta, Mamiellophyceae, Mamiellales, Bathycoccaceae.